CCAAACACGUCAUAUAUAGUCGACGUCCGGCCGCAGCUCGGGCGCCUCAGUUUCCAUCAUCCGCCCUACCUCUGACUUUAAUUUAACGUAUGUGUAUUUUUUUAAAGGAAGUUAAUGACCAGGAAGGUAUAUGAAGACAUAAGUUAUAUUUGAAGACAAAGACUACGAUGGCCUCGCCGUUGAAAGUGUGUAUAGUCGGCUCAGGCAACUGGGGCUCCGCCAUAGCGAGGAUCAUAGGGGGGAACGCCAGGUCCCUGGAGCGCUUCGCCACCACGGUCAAGAUGUGGGUGUUUGAGGAGAACGUCAACGGCAGGAAGCUCUCUGACAUCAUCAACACAGAGCACGAGAACGUCAAGUACCUGCCGGGUUUCAAGCUGCCUGAGAACGUGGUUGCCGUGCCGACACUGAGUGAUGCUGCGGAGGGGGCGGACCUGCUGGUGUUCGUGGUUCCCCACCAGUUCAUCAGGAACCUGUGUGAUCAGUUGGUGGGCUGCGUGUCGGCCAGGGCCGAGGAAUCACACUCAUCAGGUAACCGGCUCAGGACUGGGAUAGACGAGGGUCCUGAUGGGCUGAAGCUGAUCUCUGAUAUCAUCAGGGAGAAGAUGGGCCUCGACGUCAGCGUCCUCAUGGGCGCCAACAUUGCCAACGAGGUGGCGGCCGAGAAGUUCUGCGAGACCACCAUAGGCAGUAAGGUCCUUGAGAAUGGCCUGCUGUUUAAGGAGCUCCUUCAGACGCCCAACUUCCGCAUCACGGUGGUGGACGAUGCAGACACAGUGGAGCUCUGUGGGGCACUGAAGAACAUCGUGGCGGUGGGAGCAGGCAUCUGCGACGGGCUGAGCUGCGGGGACAACACCAAGGCCGCCGUGAUCCGCCUGGGCCUGAUGGAGAUGAUCGCCUUCGCCAAGCUGUUCUCAAAGGACGCGGACGCCGUCUCCUCCGCCACCUUCCUGGAGAGCUGCGGCGUGGCCGACCUCAUCACAACCUGCUACGGUGGCCGCAACCGCCGCGUCGCAGAGGCCUUCGCCAAGACCGGCAAGAGCAUAGAGGAGCUGGAGAAAGAGAUGCUGAACGGGCAGAAGCUCCAGGGGCCGGCCACGUCCACCGAGGUGUACCACAUCCUUCAGCAGAAAGGCCUGGUGGACAAGUUCCCGCUGUUCACGGCCGUGUAUCAGAUCUGCUUCGAGGGAAGGGCCGUGGGGGAGAUGAUCUCCUGCCUGCAGAGCCACCCAGAGCACCUGUAGGGGACCUGAGGCCCCAGGGAGCCCCGCGUGCCACAGUCUGAUUAACAGAUCCAUGGCGGCGGCUCUUUGUACAAAUAACGCAACCCUUAAUUGUAGCACUUGUUACCUCUGUUUUGUAUUUUUUUUUCGGUGACUACGUUCAAUAAGCUUACCUUUCCAGUUAAAAAACGCAAAACAUUCACAUUUCAAUGAUCAAUCAUGAUACAUUGAAGCUAAUGGCGGGAUGAUAUUAACAUUUAGACCAUUUAGUGUUGCAAAAACAUUUGAAAGGUCUUUAUUUUUGUAAGAAAUUUGAUAUAUUUGACUUUCCUCUUACUGAUACGAUACAAAGCAGCUUUAGAGACUAACAACACGACACAGAACCCGUAUGGUGUCCUGUCCACUGCGUCAGGCUGGACAGACUGCACACCUAACACUGCCAAUUUUGUUUACAUGGAGUAACGGUUGCACUUGUGGUAUUAUCAGUAUAAUUACUGGCUUGUAUUCUCUUUUGGGUAGUUUUCCUCAACCAAAGCCAAAAGUGAAAGGCUUUAAUGAAAGUGUUUUGAUACAAGUUAUCAUAUCAAGCCUUCCCAUCCUUGUAUUGUAUCACUUCCUUAUAAAUUCAGAUGGAAACGGAUCGUCUGAGGAUAAUCCCAUAAUAAUGUUAAUAAUGAUAAUCCCAAUACAGGAUCCUAUGUCCGGCUAAAAUGGAGAACGAGGCAUUACUUGGAGACAGGAUAAAAAAAUGUCUUUGAGCAGAUUAACUGCUAUUUAUUUGGUGAUUGACAUUGGUAUGUCAAAUCGCUAUUAGUCUUUAUAAUAUUGAGUAUUGUGUUUUACCAAGUACAUCCCCAUGACUUUAUUCCUUCCUCCUUGUUUACAUCAUUAUUGUCUUGAAGACAAACUGCCCCAAAUCUUGGCGUUCAGGGACGAACGUCGUUCCUUGAGAAUAGGUCCAUCUCAGGCUUAACAGCGCUACCUUGUGGCACAUAUAAGGUUAUGACAUGUGUUGCGUAUAUAGCAAUAUAACUACUCAGCAACACCUGGCUGAACCUCCCACAGUAAUGCUAAAAGUUGCAAUACGGCAACAGCCUUGUAAUCAUUUAGUUAUUGUAUUGACUUAGUGUAAAGAAAGCAACACAUUCUUAUGCUGUGACCAUUUUUCAAACUUAUUUCCUGCUACAGGGUGGCCAUGUGUAGUUAGAAUUAUUGUCUACCAACAACAAUAUGUCCCUGAUCCCUUUCAGUGCUGUAGUGAUGAGGCCAUCCCUUUUGCUCAGUGGAUGUUGAUAUACCAUAGAUUUAGGUCUUUCUUUCUUACGGGUACAUCAUGUUUAGCUACAACUGCCACUCAGGUGACCAUCUUAUUUCCUCCUUCAGCUUUUUAACUUGUGUAAUGGCAAACCACAGAACCUAACAUUAUAUUUGGGCUGUUUUAAAUACGGUUUGUCUUAAAUCAAACCAUUUAAUUUUGGUCCCAAUUUUUUCUGACGGGAUUUAAUCCUCCAAAAAAAAGAAUACGAUAAAUAUUCGUAUAUGGCUUUCAGAUACUGGUCUUGAUACUUAAUUUUAGAUUAUGGGCCGAAUAAAAUAGUGAAAAUCUGGUUGACAAUAGAUAAACGCCCCAUAGUUGACUCACGAAGUAACAGGAUGCUUAAAGCCCAAUCAAACAUGGUGUUCUGAACAAUGCAUUUGACUUUCUACCAUUAUAAUUAAAGCCAAAGUUCAAAGACA
Molecule: messenger RNA, 2957 nt
Organism: Gadus morhua (Atlantic cod)
Lineage: Eukaryota; Metazoa; Chordata; Actinopteri; Gadiformes; Gadidae
Gene: gpd1l
Product: glycerol-3-phosphate dehydrogenase 1 like
Exons: 8
Coding region: 168-1241 (357 amino acids)
Biological process (GO): carbohydrate metabolic process; glycerol-3-phosphate catabolic process
Cellular component (GO): cytosol
Molecular function (GO): oxidoreductase activity, acting on the CH-OH group of donors, NAD or NADP as acceptor; NAD binding; protein homodimerization activity
Source: RefSeq, a predicted model, not a curated record